GGUGUGUUCAUGUUUUGCUGUUUCCCUUUCAAGUUUUGAAACAGAUCUGCAUCUACUUUCUCCACUUACCCUUUGUUUUGUCCAGUUCUGUAAGGACAAAUCCUUCAAGAGAGAACCAAAACACCAAGAAACAAACAUUGAGAGAGAGAGUGGGUUUACGCUCCCAAGGUUGCUGCAGGUCUUGCUCUGUCGAUCAAAAGAAGCUUGGGGUUCUAAGUCCUAAAUAGAGAGUAGAGAGAAGCACCAGCACCAUUAAAGCACCUUUCAUAAGCUUUCCUUCAGCUCGAGAGAUAGAGAGAGAGACUAUGGGUAUGAGAGAAAAGGUAUCAUCACCUCCUCUUCCUUCUCUCUUCCAAGCUUCAAAAUCAUUGUACUAAAAUAAUAAGCCCAAACCCAUUAUUGCUUCCUUCGAUAAAAGUCCACAACUUUCACUUCCUUUGCUCUACUUUCUCUAUAUCAUUUUCCUUCCCCCCUCUUCGUUUCUCAAGAAAGUGAACUUUUUUUUUGCUUAGUUGUUUCCAUGGAUUCUUAUGAGGCAACAAGGAUGGUUUUCUCUAGGAUCCAGAGUUUAGACCCAGAAAAUGCCUCCAAAAUCAUGGGUUACCUUCUCUUACAAGACCACGGAGAGAAGGAAAUGAUAAGAUUGGCCUUUGGACCAGAGGCUCUUGUGCACAAUCUCAUCUUCAAAGCCAAAACUGACUUGAGUCUCUCACUCUCGUCUUCUCCAACCACACCCAUCUCCAGACCCAAUAGUAACCCCCUCUCCAGAUCAUCAUCAUCAUCAAUCACCAUGAGCAAUGGCUCAAGCUUUGAAAUUACUAAAAAUAACCCGUCUUCUCCUUCUAAUAAUUCAUGGCCUCUCUCUGUUUUCUCCUCUGAUCUUAACAACCCCAUGAGUCCCAGCUCCAAUUCCUCGCGUUCUUAUGCAAGUAUGGUCAAUGGAAACAGUAACACUGUCGCUGGAUCUUUGUCUUCCUCUGUGUCCUCAUUCUACAACAAUGGGAGUGACCUCAUUGACGAGUACCAGCUUCAAGACCAGCUUUCUUUCCUCACUGAUUCCAAAGCAGAUGAGGUGUUUGAUCCAAGGCUUGAACUAACAUUGAACAGUCCAACUGGUUACAACGACACCCACUUGCACAGGCGAAGCUAUUCUGUUCCUGGUGUUUGUUUGGGCUCCGAAGAUGCCAACUCCGGGUUCGGAUGGAAGCCAUGCUUGUACUUCGCUAGAGGAUUUUGCAAAAACGGUAGUAGUUGUCGGUUUCUCCAUGGAGAUUCCACCGAUGGUACUGCCAUUGUUGGUUCACCAAGUAAGCUUAGUGAAUUUGAGCAGUGCCAGGAACUACUUAGAUCAAAGGCUGCUGCAGCUCAGCAGCAACAUCAGAAGUUAGCUGCAGCUUCACAGUUCAUGACUGGAGCUUCAUUUCCUUAUAACAAGUGCAUGAAUUUUCUUCUUCAACAACAAAGUGACUCUCCAAGAUCACCAGAAGCUGCUGCAUUAAUGAUGGGGAAUGACCUUCACAAGUUUGGCCGUUGCCGGCUGGAGAGGAACGGAUUUCCGGCGAUUGGAUUUGGAGAUGCAAUGAACAACCCAGGUUCUAGGCAGAUUUACUUGACAUUUCCUGCUGAUAGUACAUUCAGAGAAGAAGAUGUUUCAAAUUACUUCAGCAUUUAUGGACCAGUUCAAGAUGUGAGGAUUCCAUAUCAGCAGAAGAGGAUGUUUGGGUUUGUUACAUUUGUGUAUCCAGAGACCGUGAAGAUAAUAUUGGCCAAAGGGAACCCACAUUUUGUCUGUGAUUCCAGGGUGCUUGUUAAGCCUUACAAGGAGAAAGGAAAAGUGCAGGAAAAGAAGCAACAGCACCAACAGCACUUGGAUAGGGGAGACCAUUCGGCAUGUCCAAGUCCAACCGCGCUUGAUUCCAGGGAGCCAUUUGAUCUUCAUCUUGGAGCAAGAAUGUUUUAUAAUACCCAAGAGAUGUUGCUGAGGAGGAAACUAGAGGAAAAUGAAUUGCAGCAAGCGAUUGAGCUGCAAGGGAGAAGACUCAUGAACUUGCAACUUAUGGACCUCAAGAAUCAACGUGAUUACCAAUUCCAUCAUGGUUUAUCCACUAACUCUCCCAUUCCCUCACCAACGCUCAGCCGCACACCCAACGGCCAAGCCCCCAACUUUCCACUUGCUGGCACUGAUCAAGAAAUCCCAAAAGAUAAUAGCAGUAGCCCAGUUGCUACUGUGACUCAGACUGAUGUUGCAGAAGCUCAGCAGGAAAUGAGUUCAGCCUGCAGCCUCAAAAAUGGCAAUGGCACUGGCAAUAAUAGCGAUGGAGAGAACAACAGAUCCAACAUUGAAGAUAGUGAUCUCCAUGAGAGCCUUGAACACAUUCUCCCUGAUAACCUAUUUGCUCCUCUCAAGAAAUCAGCCAGUGACCACCUCACUGUCUUCUCCACUGCUCCAAUAUUAGAGUUGAAUGAGAAUAACACAAAUGCAGCAGCAGCAGCAGCUUCACCUUCUAACAGUAAUCCUUGUUUACUGUCGCAAACAAAUAUGGCUCCUCUUAGAUCAUGUUUCCUUCAAAUUCCCAGUUUUUCUUCUGGGUCUGGGAAACAUUUAACUGUGGACAAAAAUCAGCUUAUUAGCUGUAUAGCUCAAAAGACUAUACUUCUCUCACAACAAAGAGAAAAGGAUUAUUAUCAGGGUGUGUGUUUGUGCUGGACCACACAGCAAUUGCAGAAAAAUCAAACAAAGAAGGAUAGUUACGGCCUUUAUCCUAUAAAUAAGGCGGAUGUGAAUGGGGAAGGUCCACACUGUCACAUGGGUUCUGACAAUAUUUGUGAAUGGUUUUAUAACCAUCAGAUGGGGCAUAUCCAACUUAAUUGCCCAGAAAUAUUCCAUAAUUUGGAGAUUAUUCAUAUUGUUCCCCUUUGUGUAAAAAUUAAUUAUAAGAGGUGGGAAAAUCAAUUAUGGGAGUGUGAAUCUAAUGUCAAAUCACACCUUGAAAACUUACUAAAAAUCGUUUAUUUAUUGGCUUUCUGCUUCUUUGUGUGCAGAAGCGAAAAGAAACCGGACAUGGAUCCUUUUGAAGCAACGAAUGUUUUGUACUCCAAAAUCAAGAACAUAGACGAAGAGCAUGCCUCCAAAAUUAUGGGUUAUUUUCUGAUACAAGACCUCGCUGAAAGGGAUUUGAUACGCUUGGCUUUUGGCCCUGAAACCAUCCUGCGCACCAUGAUUAUCAAGGCCAAAUCCCAGUUGAGACUUCCAUCGAACACCUUCUCUACACCUAUUUCACCGUCUCCGUUGAGCCCCAUUUCAAGGCCCAACGGCCACAACCCGUUCUCACAAUCGUCGCCUCGAGUUGCUAGCACUAAUGGGUUUCCCUCUUCUCCGUCCUCUAAUUCUUGGCCGCUUGGGUCACCAAACAACGGCAACAGUUGUAACACCUUUAGCCCCAUAUCAAGUCCCUUUCUUUCUUAUGAUAGUAUCCGUGCUUCUCUGCAACACAGAAAUGGUGUUGGUGAGGGGAGAGAUGGUGGGAAUAGCAGUGACUUCGUUGAUAAGCUUCAGCUGAACGAGUAUCUUUCAUUCCUUAACGAAUCUUCUUCUUGCAUGAAUGAUGAGUUUGUUGAUCGAAGGGCUCAGGUGGGUGAUUAUGCCAUGGAUAAUGGGGAUACCCAUUUGCAUAAAAGGAGUUUCUCUACGAGUGACGCUUGUAUUGCGGCUGAAGAAGCCGGAUUUGGUGUUGGUUAUAAACAUUGCAUGUACUUUGCCAGAGGAUUUUGCAAAAAUGGAGAAAAUUGCAAAUUCAUGCAUAAUGGUUUUGGUGAUAUGCUUGAUGGUAACGGUGGUGGUGUUGUUUGUUCGCCUAGCAAACCGGAGAAUCUUUAUCUUCAGCAGCAGCAUGAGGAGAUGAUGAAAUUGAAGGCUGCCCAGCAGCAUAGAUUAGCUGCACAAUUUUCUACUGGGGGCAUGUCACCAUUGGUUUUCAGCAAGAGCUUGAAUUUUCUCUUGCGACAACAAAAUGACUCCCCAAGAUUAGGGGCAGCUGCUCUGGUGAUGGAUGAAGAAUUCCACAAGUUUGGCCGUUGCCACCCUGAAAGGAAUGAUUUCUUAGCAACUGGUUUGGUAGAAAAGGCAAACUCGGAUUCCAGACAGGUAUACUUGACAUUCCCAGCUGACAGCACUUUUAGAGAUGAAGAUGUUUCAAAUUAUUUCAGCAAUUUUGGACCAGUACUAGAUGUCAGGAUUCCAUACCAGCAGACGCGAAUGUUUGGCUUUGUUACCUUUGUGCACCCAGAUACUGUGAAGCUCAUAUUGGCUAGAGGGAAUCCUCAUUUUAUCUGUGAUUCACGUGUCCUUGUCAAACCCUACAAGGAAAAGGGAAAAGUCCUGGACAAGAGGCAACAUCUACAAGAACAGUUGGAAAGGGGCAGUAUUUCCCCUUGUUUGAAUCUUUCUGGGGUUGAUUCUGCAGGGCGAUAUGACCUUCGCCUUAGAGCAAGAAUGUACUGUUCGCAGGAGAUGAUAAGAAGGAAAUUAGAGGAGCAGGCUGAAUUGCAGCGAGCUAUUGAACUUCAAGGGAGAAGGUUGAUGAAUCUUCAACUUCCAAACUUGAAGGGUGAUUUGAUUUGUAAUCACCAGCGUAGUCUAUCUGUUGGUGCUCCAGUUUCAUUACCUACUCAUAGAGAUGUCAAUAAAACAGACAAUUUUUUUCCUGAUGGCAUUAAUAAUGAAGUCCCAGAAGCAGCAGGUACUGUUGAGAAGGAGGUGGAUAUUGGUAGCGAUGGCAACAAUGGUGGUGGUGAUGACAGGGAGGAGAAUUUCAACCAUGAAGGGUGUGAUCAACAUGAACGUCACGACCACAGCACGGAGCAUGUUCUCCCCGAUACCCUUUUUGUCUCUCCCACAAAAUCAGCCCGGAAUCAGCAGGCUGACUUCGCCUCUGCUUUGAUGCAUGCCAAUGAAAGCACCAAACAUUCAGUCACUUCAUCUUCAACUGAAAACAACCUCUCAAUGGCCACCACCGCUACUGUUGAUGUGGCUUCUCACUAAAUAAAUUUUACUAAAUGCAAACAACUGUUCUACGUUCAUAAUAGGUCUCCAACAAAUCUGAGGCAUAAAAGUUGGUCAAUGCUGAUCGAUAUUUAUUUUCUGUCCCCAGGUUUGGUUGCGGGCAUCAAGCUAGUGAAUUGUAGGUCUCCAGGUUGAGUUUCCAGUCUUCUGAUAUUGGGUUAUUAUGUUUGUCUUGAAGGAAAGUAAUCGACGCAGGACAUAGACAAGCUUAUAUGAGGGAAGGAUACUUUUUUCAGAUGUAUAGCAAAUGCCACCUCCAUCGUCAAUAUGACACGAUUGACAGCAAAGGGAUAUGGGAUAUUACAUACUUGAUGAACAGACCAAAUGAUUUACAAGUAGUUUUUUUUAAGUAUAUGUAGGUGUGCUGUACCACAGAGAUCAAAUCAGAACCAAGGAAUUACAAUCUUUACUAUGUUAUAGUUUAUAAGUCGUCCCUUGCAUAUAUGUUUGUCUUGAUGUGUUAAAGCCUCCCAAGUUGUGAGUUUGGAGCACCAAGAAUUGAAAUUGUAGAGAUGCUUUAGGGAAAAGAUUGUGUAGCCUGAAUGUGGGCAGGCCAAGAUGGUCGCUCCACAUGGGAAACAUCAGAGGCUCUGUAAAUAAAUAAUACAUAACACUCGACCUACAUUUAUAUAUAUCAAUGAAAGACUGAGAGUCUACUUUGGGGGUA
Messenger RNA from Tripterygium wilfordii, 5729 nucleotides. RefSeq lists its product as uncharacterized. Bases 521 to 5041 code for a protein of 1506 amino acids. NCBI's taxonomy places the organism in Eukaryota, Viridiplantae, Streptophyta, Magnoliopsida, Celastrales, Celastraceae. The record is from RefSeq and is a predicted model, not a curated record. The transcript is spliced from 22 exons. Gene Ontology annotation, molecular function: metal ion binding; RNA binding.